ACGCUGAGGAAGCACCGUGUUGGGAAUAUUUGCUAAUCGUGUUUGCCCACAUGUUUCAUUUCCUAAUAUACGGUGUCCUUUUACACCACAGAUGUUUUGAGGCACUGGCCGUGGGAGCUGGAGCGCGCUUGGAGAUGGCGCUGUGCGCAGAGUGAGCAGCCCGGAGUUCCGCACAGCGCAGACUCAUAGCACGCGCACACCUCAGACACGGACUGGGUUUUCUUCUUGGAUUACACGCGGAAUUUCACUGCAACAUGCACACACCGGACUCGGUGUGACACAGGACGUGUUUGUGUGUGUGUGUGUGUGAGUGAGUGUGUGUGUGUGUGUGUGUGUGCGCGGGGGUUUUGUCGGAGGACGCUCGUGUAAAGGAGUAAACUUUUUUCUGAAGUUUUCUUUGCUGAGGUUUUUUGGAUCGCGGUGACUUUGUGAUACGGAUGUUUUCCCCAAGCGGAGAAUGAACGAGGACGGCGAUAAGGAGGCGGUUGCGGUGCCGAGGAAGCACCGACUCAUGUCCGCGGUGCACGGAGGUGCGUCUCCCGGUCUCGCGUGCAGACCGGGUCGCGUGCCGAACGGCGUCUUGUUGGUGCACUGCUUCAUAUGCGGCAGCGGAGUGACGCCGGGAAAGGAGCUGCAGAUGCAGGUUAAAUACCGGCACGGGAGCACGCCUUUCUUUCCGUUCUUGCAAGGCCAGGAGCCGGCACCGGGCGCCGCGGAGGUCGGCGCCGACGGGCACGCGCUGGUGUGCGCGGUGUGCCACUGCUUCCUGCGCGAGCAGUGGAAUGCGUUCGAGCGCACCCGCACGCCGCUCGACAAGCGUGUGUACUGGCUCAAGAGACCGCACCAGUGUGACGCGCGCCGCGCGCCCCGGGACUGGAACCCGACGCGGGACGCGGACGCCAGACCGAGCACGAGCGGCCUGAACGGAGACGGCGGCGACGAGUCAGAUUUCUCGUCGUUCUCGGACAACGAGCACGCGUCGGAUCAAGACUCGGAUGCCGCAGACAGGGGAGGAGGAGGAGGAGUAGAGGAGAAAGGAAAGUGCCUCAAAGUUCCCGCUGCCGGUAGAGCGUGCAAGGACGGCGCCGGGAUUAAAAGCAGUUCCGAUUUGCACAGCGCUGCGCGUUACAGGGUCGGUGUUUACAACACUCAGGACGCAGAGAAGUCUGAGAGCGCACUGCUGUCUGGCUCUGUCAUGAUGAAUCACGUGUCUCAGACGACGCUGGCACUGGCACGGCUCCACGGAAACCUGGCACGGCGAGAUUGUGAGAGCCCUUCCUGUGACACACCCACCCAGGAUGGUGGAAUUGUAAUGCGGGACAGAAGAAGCGGCUGGAACUCCAGGCUGCAGCAGCUGCUUUUCGGCCCUGGUGAGGAUAUUGCACAUGCACAUUCACAUGCACAUGCCAAAGCAGCCGGUCUUAACCAGCUGUGUGACUCGGACGCAUCUGAGGGUAAUGAGAUUAACGUAACAAGUGAUGAAGAGCGGGAGGAUGAGCGAAGAAGACAACAAGUUGGAUACCAGGUCAAGGACAGACACGUGUGCUACAUCUGCGGCAGCGGACUUCUCCCGGGCAUCCGCUUUGAAGUGUGUGUACAGAAGCAGGAGAGAGCUGCCACUGAGCCUUUCUUCCCCUUCCUGUGGCUGCACACACCACCGCCAGACGCUCUGCCGAUAAGCCCAGGGGGCCGCACGCUGGUCUGUGCCAGCUGCCAUGCUUCACUUAUGCAGCAGUGGCAGGGCUUUGAGCUGGCCGACGUACCCGUCCUGCAGCGUCUUUAUGUCGUGCCAGUUAACGUAGGUGCCACGACGUCCCCCAAUAUGGAUGGCAUCGGGUCUUUACCCAAAAUUCGCCCUGUUUCUUCUGUACAUCCUCCCAGGGAGGCCUGCUAUUUAUGCGGGCAGGACUGUGCCCAAGACAUCAGGGUGGCGUAUUCCCGUGCCGGUGUGGGCAAAGCCCGUGGUGCCAUGUACUUCCCAUUUAUCAACCUGCUUCCGUGCCCACCCAAAGCCCAAAGUAUGCGAGAUGGCCAGGUGCGCUGCUGCACCACCUGUUACACCAUCUUAGAGGACAUCUGGGCGGCAUACCGUCUCUGUCUUAGCGAGGAACUUAUUACUUCCGUCAGCACCUUCCUGGGGAGAUACCAUCAGACCACUUCUGCAGGUGGAGCCUCGAGCAGCCUUGUCCGAGCUCAGGAGAGCAUGUCUGCUUCCCUUCACCACACGUCUGUGUGUUACCUGUGCGGGAUGGAGCUCUCUGCAGGCACAGAGUACCAGCUUCACGUUAAUCCUCCUGGACGAUGCGGAGAGAAAGAGCCCUUCUUCCCUUUCCUGACCGUCCACACGCCGGCCCCUCGCGCCCGCCCCGCAGAUGCCACCGGCCUGGUUUCUGCUUGUUCACUGUGUUAUCAUGACCUGCUGGCACAGUGGGCGCAACACGAGGCUGCUGGAACAGGGCCCUCUAGCAGCCCCUGGUCACGUCAAUACAGCUGCGAGUCUUUUGUCUGCUUUUUCUGCAGGCAGGAGAAAAGGAGGGCGCUGGGGUUGAGGGCGGUCAACGUCGCACGAUUACCCGUCUUCCUCUAUGCUCCGCGGGUUAGCCACACUCUUGUGGUGGAUGAUGGGAAACAGCUAACCAUCGGUUCAUGUGUGGAAUGUAAGUCCAUGGUGUUGGCUGGACAGAACAUGCAGCAGGAUGGCACGCUGGACCGUGGAAGACCAGUAGGAACUAAGCAGAAGAGCUCCACGCUGGAAGAAUCGCCUGGGAGCGGUAAAGAGGAUGCUCAUCAACCGACUACUCCGCUGAGGGACGUUUCCCAGCAUGCCCUCGCUCUGUCUGGGGAAUCUGGACUCACCUUUACGAGUUCUCAUCACUCGAGCGAGGACAGAGUUCGAACACCUUCCAGCAUGAGCCAUGAGCCGAAGUCGCCCUCACUAGGCAUGAUCUCCACGGCGACGCGCACUACGGCGACGGUCAGCCCGCUCACACCGUCGCCCCUCAACGGCUCCAUCGUGGCCAAUGGCAGCCCGGCUGCUCAGUCUGCCCACUCUGGAUUCGCCGCCGCACUCCGCAAGCUGGCCAAGCAAGCCGAGGAGCCCCGAGCAGGUUCCUCUAUCAGUAGCGAGUCCUCCCCUGUCUCAUCUCCAGCCACAAACCAGAGCUCUCCAGUGAGCACACCCAAGCGCGGUCCCCUCGGCCCGGUCAUAGUGCCCCCUGGAGGCCACAGCGUGCCCAGCACCCCACCGGUGGUCACUAUCGCCCCUACCAAAACGGUCAACGGCCUGUGGAGGAGCGAGAGCCGCCCCGUACGAGAGUCAGAGUCGGGCCCCCGUGGUGUCAGUCGAGAGCGUUUGGCGCCUGAGGCUCAGGAAAAGGGCGGCCCUUCUGUUCCAGCCCACCUCAUAGGAAACCCGUAUGCGUUCGGCCUGACGUCUGGAUCUGUGAUGCAGGAUUCACGCUUUCAGCCCCUUAACAGCCUGCCAAGGCAAAUGCCCCAUGGCGUGCCCCCCGCCGGAGUACCAGAGGAGUACCUGCGCGGUUUCCGUCCGUACGCCACGGCCGAGGACCUGCGCAUGCCCUCACUGCCCCUGGGCCUGGACCCGGCCACUGCUGCAGCCGCUGCUGCUAAUUAUUAUCACCCCAGCUACCUGGUUCAUCCCUCGUUCUCCCAUUACAGGAUGGAUGAUCCUUUCUUGUCGGCACUGAGGUCUCCGUUUUAUCCUUUACCUGCAGGGGGCGCUCUGCCCCCACUGCACCCGUCUGCCGUGCCCAUGCACCUCCCAGGGGUGCGUUACCCUGGCGACCUCAGCCAUGCCUCGCUGUCCAGUCUGCAGUCUGAGAGGCUCCAGAUGGAAGAUGAGCUUCGUCAGAGAGAGAGAGAGCGCGAAAGAGAGCGCGAACGGGAAAAGGAGCGGGAGCGCGAGGCAGAACGAGAGAAAGAGCGAGAAAGAGAGAGGGAGCGAGAACGAGAGCGAGAGAAGGAGCUCGAGAGGGAAAGGGAGAGGGAGCGAGAGAGAGAAAGGGAGCGGGAGAGAGAGAAAGAAAGAGAGCGAGAGAGGGAGAGAGAGAGAGAGCUGGAGAGACAGAAGGAGAGAGCAGCACGAGAGAAGGAGCUGCAGGUGUCCAAGGCCAUGGAGGGACACUACCUGGCUGAGCUUCACGCUCUGAGAGGCCAGGCCGAGGAACGAGCGAAGGCUGCCGAGAGACUCACUCCCAACAGAGCAGAUAAAACCAAAGAGCCCACCCUUCCUGCUCCUAAACCAAUCCAGGCUGGCCUGCACUCUUCAAUAAGCUCCUCCCACCAUCCGGUGCCCACCCUGAUUUCCGCACACGGCAUGUACCUUGGACCAGGGGGGACGGGACCCGGGGCUCUGACGCCCGCCAUGAUUCUGCAGCGCAACAAUGAGGAGGAGCGGUGGCUGGCUCGGCAGAGGAAACUACGGCAGGAGAAAGAGGACAGACAAUACCAAGUGUCCGAGUUUCGCCAGCAGGUUCUGGAGCAACAUCUAGACAUCGGCCGGCCAGGAGAGGCACCCGAACUACGGAACGAGGGGCCGAGGCCCAUCCCAAACCAUCAGGAAUCUGGAGGCAGAGAGCGGGAGCGAGAGCGGGAUAUCCACCCCCACCUCGGUGCUCCUCCACCUCUCAUCUCCCCCAAACCGCAGCCCAGAGACCAUGCCCCUGCCCCUCCCACCACCCUCUGGAACCCCGCCUCGCUGAUCGAAACCUCUUCUGAGUCACGGCGGUCUCUCCACGAGCCACAUUCAGGUCCCUACGACAUCAGCCGCCUCGCUCCGCCUCCCACCAAAACCGAGCGCCAUUUCAGCUCGGAAAAGCCCAAAGACGGUCAUGAGAAGUUCCCGCUCAUCCGGCCUACGGGUUUCUCCGAGCCCCGCCCUUUCCUGGCCGAGCUGGAGAAAUCCACACAGUCCUUUUUGAACCAGCAGAGGGCGGCGCUGAGUCUGAGCACACAAUACGGAGAGCUGAGCGGUACUCUAAAGAGCAGUUCGGUCCAUAAGGGCCUACAGGGACCACCGAUGAGGCCGGGAAGCGAUUCCGUGCUUGUGUACGAUGAAUAUCUGCAGCUGCCUCGACGACUGGUUAGCAAACUGGACCUGGAGGAGAGGAGGAGGAGGGAAGCGAGAGAGAAAGGGUAUUACUACGAGCUGGAUGACUCGUACGACGAGAGCGAUGAAGAGGAGGUGAGAGCUCAUCUCCGGAGAGUGGCCGAGCAACCGCCACUCAAACUGGACGACUCCACUGAGAAGUUGGACUUUCUGCGGAUGUUCGGUUUGACCACCGUGUCUCGACGAGAAGAGCUGCUGGAGCAUAAGAGGAGGAAGAGGAGGAGGAUGCUCCGGGAACGAAGCCCUUCACCUCCGGCUGUGGCCAGCAAGCGCCUGCCUCCUCCGCUUAGCACCCGCUUCACUCCUGAGGAGAUGGACAACAGCCCGGAGCUGGAGGCCAAGAAACGCUUCCUCACCAUGUUCAGCCUCAAUCACCUGAGCAUGCAGCAGAGGAAAGAGAAUGAGAGAGUGGUGGAGCUGCUCCAUGCCAUUAAAAAGAAAACUGUGACUCUAGACACCAUUAGGCAUAAUCCUUUCCCGCUGUGUAAGAGCCCGCUGCUCCAUCAGCAUGAUUCCUCUUCAUCGCAGUCUCCAGGUCAGUCAGGCAAGUUAGUCAGCGCCAGACCCCCCAGUCCACCACCUCCAUCCGCCGGACCUCCUGCCGAACCUUCCUCUGCUCCACCUCCCGAGCACCUCAGACCCAUCUCUGAGCCUCUCAGACAGAAGGACACGCCCCAUCCCCUGCCGUACACCGAAAAAAACAGAGGCAGUGACAUAAUCCUGAGCAAAAAGCCCUCCAGCCUGCUGAACAGUGUGCGUCCUCCAGCGCACCCUAAAGAUGGAGUGGGCAGCCUGAACGGCCGGACCAAGACGUGGGAGAGCUUCACGGCAGAGGAGUUCGCCCAGCAGUUCCACGAGUCGGUGCUGCAGUCCACGCAGAAAGCACUGCAGAAGCACAAAGGUGGCGCCUCGGCCAUCUCCGAGCCCAACCACACGCUGGACUCCACGGUGCACUACAACAUCCCGGAGCUGCAGGGCGGCGCGGGCCGCAGCACACACCCUCACACACACCCCUCGGUCCAGCCCAACGGUCUGCACUGCCCCCCUGUGGCCCGGCGAGACGGACCGCCACGACCCGAACUCUCCACCGAGGAAGACUCAGAUGAAGGAGAUGAUGAAGAGGAGGAAGAGGAAGAGUCUCUGGGACACCGGUGGAAUGGGAUCGAGUCCAUCUUCGAAGCGUAUCAGGAAUACGUUGAAGAGCAAAAUAUUGAGCGUGAGGUGUUGCACAGUCAGUGCAGAAAGCUGGAAGCCCAACACUACAACCUCAGCCUGGCUGCUGAACAGGUCUCUCACUCCAUGGGGGAGCUGAUGGCUCAGAAGCAGAAGCUGGCGGCCGAGAGGGAGAAGCUUCAGGCCGAGCUGGAGCACUUACGGAAGUGUCUGAACAUUCCACAUACGGCCUGGAGCAGGGCUCACUUCAAGGGAUAUCCUCCCAGGUGACAUCACACUGAAUCACCUGCGCCUGUGCUUCGUCCACCCCCCCUCCUUUUCCCUCUUUUCUAACGCCCGGACUCCGGCCCCCCUCCGGUCCUCCAUGACAGAACGAGGGAGGAGGUUCGGAGAGAUGGUGCACCGUGAGUACGCUGAGAAGCUGAGAAGGACUGAUGCUUAAACGCCAAGCCCACAAUCUGACAUAAAUAUGUGCCAUGGAGGUGUAGGACAGGUGCCACGCCCGCUACCAAGCAACCCACCUGGAUCUCGGUCCAUCACACACACACACAAACACACACGCAGAGGUACACACAGCGAUCCAUGCCUUGCUAGGACGGAUCGCGUAGACAAACCGAACGUUCACGUGACUCCCCCAAAAACGUAUAUCGCCAUGGCAACCGCACCAUCUCCGCACCUCGGAGGAGAUCCGAGGAACUUUCUCAACUGGAAAUGCACUUACGAGACAAAACCAGAAGAACUAACUACCUGGAGGUACUGUGUUAUAACAAGAAAAACUCCUUUCAAAAAUAAAAUGCACAUUUUUUUUUGUUGUGGGGGGGGUUAAAAAAAAAAGAAUUAAGGAAAGUUUUAUUCAAGAAAAAAGAAUUUUUAAAGAGGUGCUUCAGCCUUGUAUUGUAAAUAGCGAAACAAAAUGGAAAGGAAUUUUUGUAUGUUUUUAUUACUUACCUUAAUUGUUCUUUGACGAAGAAGAAGAAGGAAAAAAAAGAAGAAGAAGAAGAAAAAAAAAGAAGCCUGCCAUUUUUAAAAAACAGAAAAAACGAAAGAAAAAAUAUGCACAUGCUUUUUAGGGCGUUAAGCUGGAGCCUUGCUUUUAGUGUUUGUAUUGCUGCUGGUCAGGAUAAAGGACGGAGACACACCUCCGGCACAUGUGUGUGUGUGUGAGAGAGAGAGAGUGUGUGUGAGAGAGAGUGUGUGUAUGUGUAGCCUACCACAGUAGCAUCCGUCCCUGAAGGCAGAACGUCACCACUCUCCCCCUCCCUGCACUCUGGACUACUACCGUAGGCUCAUGACCAUUCAAUUGUUUUUAUAUAUAUAUAUUUUAUUUUUUAUUUUUAUGGUGAAACAGCAUGCAUUCUGUACGUCCAAUCCCCCUUUUUAUUUUUCUAUCUUAAAAUUUUGCAUAAUGGAUGUUUAAACAGUGAGUACUGUGCCAAAGGUACCCACAGAGCCACAAAUCACGAUCAUGCCAUUACCUUUAUUAACACAAGAGCUGACGGCCAAAUAAAGCCUCCUUCGCGCCGAUGCUAAGCUCAAAUGCGCGAGGUCCACUCACGUAUCGUUUUUAGCAUCAGAUAUAAACGGAUAUAAUGACAUGAUGCGUGUGUGUGUGUACUCAGGUUAGAAGUACUUAAAACACACACACACACACGGCUUAAAAUCUGACCUUCUACCCUACCUAGUGAGUGUUGAAAGUGAAUAAGACGAACACACGGCUCCUUAUCCAGCCCAAAAAAAGCCACGAGGAAGUUUUAAAUUUGUCUAAUUUUCACGUGAGACUCGAUAAAAACAUGAACCAUCAUUACUAUCAUUAUACUAUAAAAAAGAUCCAUGGUUUCGUAAUGAUAAAGCACCUCUCUUAAAUGACCAAGCCACAUCUCUCCAGCUUUAUCCCUCAUGAAUAACGCAGGGAUCUAUGAAUAUGCAUGAUGUGCAAAUUAGCAACACCUCCCACAUCCUCCUGCCUUUCCUUAAUAGCUAGCUGGCUAGAUGAUUAAUGCAAAAAAAUAUAUGAUAUAAAAUCAUCCACAUCCUUUGACGUGAUUGGUGCAAAUCUAUGGCUUUGUUUAGUGACAUCACAAACAUAGCCCUGCCCAUAGAGUAGUUUUGUACAGAGAGGCAUACAGAGAUUUAACCGCAUCUAUAUAAGGAGAAAAUGUUACUCAAGACUUACUCGUUUAUAUGCUUCAAGGUAUCACAGACCCAAAGAAUCAUAAUCAGCUCGCGCAAAAACGUGAUUCGUUGUCCUGUCUGCUAGCUUACUAACGCUAGCCUGUUUUAUCUCCUAAUCUCUGAGGUCUGCCACGUUCCUCAGUGUCUCCAUUCACGCUCUCGUCCCGUCAGCGGUAGGCCAAAGCAGCAGCUACGUUAGCAAAGUCACCUGACAUUUCUCAAAACAAUCAGUCAGCUUAUCCCAGGUUCAUGUCAUUAGCGCUCAGGCUCACAGGAUGGACCGCACCAGGAGGCGGAUCCAUGUUUACAGACCAGAGGCUGGCCCUAAAGAGCAUCCAUCAUGUGCAAGUGUGUGUGCUUGAGUGAGCACUACCACUGCCUGUCCAGGAGCAGGGACACACCCUCACUCACGCUCUCUCUCUCUCUCUCUCUCUCAGUGACUCUCACCCACCCACCCAUCACACACACACACACACACUCACAGCAAAUGCCCCCCAUCUUCCCCCCAUACCACCACAACCACCCCCCCUGAAACCCAAUGGAGGAUGUCUAGAUGCUGUGAAAUCAUGUUUUUAAGGAAAAAAAAUGUACUUGUUUGAAUUCAAUGUAAUGUAAUAUAUUCUUUGUUGAAUGUAGUAAUUAGGUAUUUAUGAAUAUAUUGCUGUAAUUUCAGACAAAAAAAUAAAAACGCUUCAGAACUGAACUUUUGACUCAA
Molecule: messenger RNA, 9188 nt
Organism: Hemibagrus wyckioides
Lineage: Eukaryota; Metazoa; Chordata; Actinopteri; Siluriformes; Bagridae
Gene: gse1b
Product: Gse1 coiled-coil protein b
Exons: 17
Coding region: 458-6571 (2037 amino acids)
Source: RefSeq, a predicted model, not a curated record